AUGGAGGAGAUCAGGAAACAUCUUCGGCUCCUCCAAGAGCCCCAGCUGGUCGCUCGCUUCCAGCGAGUCUGCGGGAUCCGCGCCGCCGCUCGGUCAGCGGAGCGGGCUGACUUUACCAACAACGGGGCUGUCCAUCAUUACACAGCCGGCGAAACUGGAGAGGAAGUUUUGGCUUGUUGCGGAGUUCAGAGGAGGAGUCCAGGUGAGAGCGGGCAGAGUAAAGUGGAGCAGGAGGUGGAGGAUGUCUCCCCUAACGGAACCGCUCCGCCCGGGGAGGUCAGGACUCUGAAGCCGCUCCGCAGGAACUCGUUGACGGGAGAGGCGGGGCAGGAGUUUGUCAUCCAGAACCGGUUCCUGUUCUUCUUUUUCACCCUGGGAACGGAGUUGGGCAACGAGCUGUUCUACACCCUCUUCUUCCCUUUCCUCAUGUGGAACGUGGACGCGUUCGUGGGCAGGAGGUUGAUCAUGGUGUGGGUGUGGGUCAUGUUCCUGGGUCAGUGCACCAAGGACGUGUUGGGCUGGCCCAGACCCGCCUCUCCACCCGUGGUCAAAGUGGAGAUGUUCUAUAACUCUGAGUACAGCAUGCCCUCCACCCACGCCAUGUCCGGCACCGCCAUCCCCUUCUCCCUGUUCUUCCUGAGCCAUGGCCGCUGGCAGUAUCCUUCGUCGCUGGGCUUCAGCGUGGCUAUCUGCUGGUGUAUGUUGGUUUGCUCCAGCCGGAUCUACAUGGGGAUGCACUCAGUGCUGGACGUCAUCGUCGGUUUUCUCUACAGCGUCCUCAUCCUCCUCUUCUUCCUCCCCGCCUUGGACCUGAUCGACGGCUUCAACCUGAACUCCCGCUUCGCUCCGCCGGUCAUCAUCGUCAUCACCCUGGCGCUGGCUCUGUUCUCCUUCACCCUGGACUCCUGGAGCACGUCCCGGGGCGACACUGCCCAGAUCCUGGGUGUCGGUGCCGGCGUGGCGCUGGCCUCGCAUGUAAACCGGCUCUGGGACCUCAUGCCGGACGUGGCGGCGGAUCAGCUCCCGCUCACUGUGCCGGCUCUGAGCGCCGGCCUUUUCUGGGCCGCCAUGUUGCGGCUCUUCCUGGGGGUGCUGGUUCUGGUGGCCACCCGGGCCCUGAUGAAAGCCGUUACCAUCCCAGUGGUGUGCCGGCUGAGCAGGGUUCCUAGCUCGGACCUGAGGAAGGCCCGGCAGAACAUGGAGGUAGAACUGCCCUACCGCUACAUCGUCUACGGAACCAUGGGCUUCAGCCUCCUCUUCCUUGUUCCGCUGCUCUUCACCCACCUGGGGCUCUGAUCACAGGAUGUGACAUCAGAGGAGGACAGGAAAUGGAUUUCGGAACCACCAGUUUUAUGUCUCCAGCUUGGACCAAUCAGAACCUCCAAGCUGAUCUGGUUCCACCUGAUGGAUCAAGACCAGAGGCUGGUUCUGGAGGAUAUCUGUGGAUCCACAGAACCAUGAUCAGAUUAAAACAGAUGUUCUGGAGGUUCUAGGGUCGGAUCCACAGCAGAAACUCUUUAAAGGAACAGUCCAGACAUCUAGACUAAGGUUCUGAUGAAACCAGCUAUAUUCCUACCCACGAGGGGGCGGUCCCGGAACCUGCUUCCUAUUCCAGGUGGACCAUGUUCAGAACCUUUAGCACAUCAACGAGCCAGACCUGUUCUAAUCAAGCAGUAGAUAUUCUAUACCUAGAUGCCAUCUGACCAUCAUGAAACA
Cyprinodon tularosa is the source of this 1716-nucleotide messenger RNA. Its product is annotated as sphingosine-1-phosphate phosphatase 1-like. Bases 1 to 1296 code for a protein of 431 amino acids. Gene Ontology annotation, cellular component: endoplasmic reticulum membrane. Gene Ontology annotation, biological process: sphingosine metabolic process; phospholipid dephosphorylation. The record is from RefSeq and is a predicted model, not a curated record. Lineage: Eukaryota; Metazoa; Chordata; Actinopteri; Cyprinodontiformes; Cyprinodontidae. The transcript has 3 exons. Gene Ontology annotation, molecular function: sphingosine-1-phosphate phosphatase activity.